AUGGAUCCCAAUACGGGCAAGGCAGACGCUCAACACGAUGAAGAUGCCUACGUCGAUUUGCCCAAGCCUCACCAACUCGGAGUGGUCGACGAAUAUGUGCCAGACACCCCAGAGGAGCGCAAACUGGUUCGAAAGAUUGACCUUUACCUCCUUCCUGCGAUAUGGGGGAUGUACUUGCUGUCGUACAUGGACCGUACAAACAUCGGCAACGCCAAAACAGCCGGCAUGACCCAAGACCUAGACAUGGACUCCACGAAAUACAGCAUUGCCCUCACAGUCUUCUUCGUGGGUUACGUCGUCUUCGAGGUCCCUUCCAACAUGAUUCUUGCCCGAACGAAGCCCUCUGUCUUCCUCCCGACCAUAAUGUUUCUCUGGGGCUGUGUCACCAUCGCCAUGGCUUGGGUUCCAAACUACAAGGCUCUCAUCGGACUGCGGAUCGUCGUGGGCGUGCUUGAGGCCGGGUUCGCUCCUGGUGUGCUGCUUACGUUGUCGAGCUGGUACAAACCUAACGAGCAGGCGAAAAGAUUUGGCGUUUACAUCUCGGCUGCUAUUUUGUCGGGAGCUUUUGGAGGGCUCAUCGCAGGGGCUAUUGAGGAUGGACUUGAUGGCGCCCAUGGACUUCCUGGAUGGAAGUGGUUGUUUAUCGUUGAAGGCUCCGCUACAGCAGGCUUCUCCCUAGUAGCCUCCUUCCUUCUCCUAGACUUCCCCGAGAACGACAAGCGUCUCACAGACAGCGAACGCCAAUUGGCAAUCAAGCGCCUUCAGUACGCCCGUCCAAACACCCAGGACCAUGAAGAGAAGCUCGGCCACGUGCAAGCCCUGAAGCGCGCCGUCGUGGACUGGCGCACCUGGGUCUUUGUCGUCGGCUACAUGGCCAUCGUGGGUUCCUCGACCCUCUCCUAUUUCUACCCUACCCUGGUCCAGGGCCUCGGCUACGCCGGCUCCGUGACGCAGUACAUGACCGUGCCAAUCUACAUUGCUGCGUUCAUAUGCACCUUCUUCAACAGCAUCUUCAUGGACCGUGUACCACAGUACCGCGGCCUUUCUCUGGCGAUUUGGAUGACCGUCGCCAUGGUCUGCAGUAUCGUCACGUGCGCUGUGUACAACUUUCAUGCGCGGUACGCCCUGCUUGUCAUCAUGGCGAGUGCGCUAUGGGCGUCCAACGCGCUGUCCUUGGCGUAUGCGUCUACAACCUUUGGGUCGAUGAACCAUGAGGUCAGGGGAAUCAGCCUAGCCAUCGUUAACGCGAUGGGAAAUCUGGCGCAGAUUUAUGGGGCAUAUUUGUUUCCUGACUCUGAUGCGCCGAAGUACCUCAUGGGAUUUGGAGUCAUCAGUGGGAUGUGUUUUACGGGUGUGGUGUCGUAUUUUAUUUUGCAGGUAAUGCUUCGCAGACAUCCCAACUGA
Messenger RNA from Diaporthe amygdali, 1404 nucleotides. RefSeq lists its product as uncharacterized. The record is from RefSeq and is a predicted model, not a curated record. Lineage: Eukaryota; Fungi; Ascomycota; Sordariomycetes; Diaporthales; Diaporthaceae. The transcript has 3 exons. Gene Ontology annotation, molecular function: transmembrane transporter activity. The coding region runs from base 1 to 1404 and encodes 467 amino acids. Gene Ontology annotation, cellular component: membrane. Gene Ontology annotation, biological process: transmembrane transport.